CAAGUAAACAGAAAACAUUAGGGAAGACGUUCAUGUCAGCCGCCACAUGAGUGUUUGAUGCGGGGAAUUUGCUGUGAGAUAUUAAAGCGGACGUUAAUGUUUCCCGUGUGUUUUUAGCUAACUUGGGGGAUUUGGGGCCAGCUGACUCGCGCUGGAGCGAUGAAGGGAGAGGCGGAAGUGAAGUCACUUGACAGACCGUCCAUGUUGUUAUUGUUAUUUUGGUAGCCCUGUGAUGAGACGGGCUGGGGAGCCGUUAGUCUCCGAGACGACUGUUAACGUUACCGCAGGCCGCCCUGGACCGACACCUACCCUCACCACUACCACCUCCUCACUGACCCAGAGACAGGAGCCUCGCUGACGGCUGGGGUGGGGGGGAGGGGGGAAGGGGGUGAGGACCCAGCUCCAGCUCCAGCUCCAGCUCGGCUCCUACACUCCGGCCGACCAAAAAUAAAACGGCGACAAAAACAAUAACGGCGUUCGUCAAACGGCUCGACUGGUGUCUGUGCGGUCUGUAGCAGGGGCGUGCCGCAGCAGACAUGAACGGUAUCACCAAGGGCCGGUUCGAGGUGUUCUCAAACAGCGAUGAAGCCCCCAUUAACAAAAAGCUCCCCAAAGAGCUUCUUCUCAGAAUAUUUUCCUAUCUAGAUGUGGUUACACUCUGUAGGUGUGGUCAAGUAUCCAAGGCGUGGAAUGUCCUGGCCCUAGAUGGCAGUAACUGGCAGAAGAUUGACUUGUUCAACUUCCAGACAGACAUAGAGGGGCGGGUGGUGGAGAAUAUUUCAAAGCGUUGUGGAGGCUUCCUGAGGCAGCUGAGCCUCAGGGGCUGCCUGAGCGUGGGAGAUGCCUCCAUGAAGACAUUUGCUCAGAACUGCAGAAACAUCGAAGUGUUGAACCUAAACGGCUGCACCAAGAUCACAGACAGCACUUGUCUCAGCCUCAGCAAGUUUUGCUACAAACUCAAACAGCUAGAUCUCACCUCCUGUGUGUCCAUCAGCAACCACUCUCUCAAGGCCCUCAGCGAUGGCUGCAGAAUGCUGGAGAUGUUGAACCUGUCAUGGUGUGACCAGAUCACACGUGAUGGCAUUGAGGCUCUGGCUAGAGGCUGCAAUGGUUUACGAGCACUGUUCCUCAGAGGCUGCACACAGCUGGAAGAUGGAGCAUUGAAACACCUUCAGAAACACUGCCCAGAACUCACCACCAUCAAUAUGCAGUCUUGUACACAGAUAACAGAUGAAGGCCUGGUCAGUCUGUGCCGAGGCUGCCACAAGCUACAGAUCCUUUGUGUGUCUGGCUGCAGUAACAUCACUGACGCCUCCCUCACUGCAAUGGGACUCAACUGUCCCCGACUCAAGAUCCUUGAAGCUGCACGAUGCUCCCAUGUUACGGAUGCUGGGUUCACUGUACUGGCCAGAAAUUGUCAUGAGCUUGAAAAAAUGGACUUAGAAGAAUGUAUUUUGGUAACAGAUAACACUCUGGUUCAGCUGUCUAUCCACUGCCCUCGCCUGCAAGCACUGUCCCUGUCCCACUGCGAGCUGAUCACAGAUGAUGGCAUUAGAGCUCUGAGCAGCAGUACCUGUGGCCAAGAGCGCCUCACCGUGGUGGAGCUGGACAACUGCCCCCUCAUCACUGAUGUGACCCUGGAGCACCUGAAGAGCUGCCAUCGUCUGGAGCGCAUUGAGCUCUACGACUGUCAGCAAGUGACCAGGGCUGGCAUCAAACGCAUCCGGGCCCACCUUCCAGAGAUCAAGGUCCACGCCUACUUUGCUCCAGUGACACCUCCUCCCUCUGUACAUGGAGGUGGCCAGCGUCUGUGCCGCUGCUGCAUCAUCCUCUGACAGUGGAGGGCCAGGGGGGGCCACCUCUGUCUGCAGGUCCUGCUGCUCUGAUAUGAGCUGAAAUGGGUUUUGGGGGUUAGGGGCUGGGGUAGGGGAGAGGAGGGGCUGGACCCACUCACUGCUCCUGAUCACAGAUCAAAACAUAGACUGAUCACCCCUGAUCAGUUGAACCCGACCCUCCUCUCUCCUUUUGCUCACCAGUCAGGAUUGCAACAGUCCUGGGUUUGGGCGUGGAAGGGUGGGUGGAAACAACAUGGAUGGAUGGACUCGCACUUUUUCUCUCUCUAUCUCAUUCUCUCUUUCUCACUGUAAAGGCAAAAACAGGUUCUCCACUCCAUCCUGCAAUUCACAUCCCUGACUG
Messenger RNA from Perca fluviatilis (European perch), 2196 nucleotides. It is a transcript of the gene fbxl2, whose product is annotated as F-box and leucine-rich repeat protein 2. Gene Ontology annotation, molecular function: protein binding. The coding region runs from base 537 to 1835 and encodes 432 amino acids. The transcript is spliced from 14 exons. Lineage: Eukaryota; Metazoa; Chordata; Actinopteri; Perciformes; Percidae. Gene Ontology annotation, biological process: SCF-dependent proteasomal ubiquitin-dependent protein catabolic process. The record is from RefSeq and is a predicted model, not a curated record. Gene Ontology annotation, cellular component: SCF ubiquitin ligase complex.